AGGGAGGGAACUGUCUUUCACUCUUACUUUCCUCUCAGUCUCCCCUUUAUCUCUGUCUUCUGCACUGUGUUUUGCCGUUCAGAAGAUAAACCCGGGAUAACACAUUCUGACAGAGAAGAUGAAGUCCCUUUUGGUUUUUCUCAUCACCUGUGUGACCCUGCUCUCACGGUGUCACGCCACUCCUCUGUUCUACAACACAUCCAUGGACGGCAGUGGUGAUGAAGCGGAGCUAGAGCUCCUAUUUCCAACCUCUUUCUCCACUCGAGCACCUGUUCACAUCUCCACUGCUACCGGAGCUCCCACCCUCACCAACACCAUCACCAACACCAUCACCACCACCAUGAUACGCCUGAAGGACUUCGUCUUUACCCGAGUAGUGGACUUCCUGCAGGAGAAUCUGCUCAUCAUCAUCGUCGUGUCCUCUCUUCUCAUCGUCAUGGUCUUCAUCAUCUGCUGUGCCUCUGCCAUGAGUCAUAAGAGAAAGCUGGAGGCCUACAAACCCCCUCCUCAUCCAAACAAGAAGUAUGUGGCUGAUAAAACAGGCGGACGCAACAAUUCAAGCGAAAUCCAGGAGAGGCCGUACGCCGUCGACCAUGUCAAGAGGGUCCAGACUCAGAGCAUGGCCUCCCCCAAACACCUACGCGUGCCCUCCAAGGCUCUGGUGGGAGAGAGGGGUAGAGACGUCAGGUCGUCACCUCGCCAGGACGUCAGAAAGGUCAGGGAGGCAGAGGAGGUGGAAAAGCGGAGAGAGGAGCCCAAGCACAAAGAGCAGCCCAAGCGCAGGGAGGAGGUGCAGCAGAGCUCCAGCCCCAGCACCAGCUCCGCUCAUUCAGUGUGCACCUGCCACCUGAAAAAGGCCCACCACUAAGGCAUGUUCAAGCCUGAUGUUGGCAUAAGAGGGAAAAUGUUGCAACCAUGCAAAAACAAAAUCAGAAAGGUUGGUUAUACCGCACACAUUAUGUGAUUCAAAUCUGAAAUACCUUCUUACAACUGCCAAAAAGAAAAUGUAUUUGUGAGGCUCAUGCCCUUAUAUGGAAAAAAAAAAAAAACAGUUAAAUCUAAAUGUUCAUGAAAAUAUGAACUAAUGCCUGAUGUAAAAAUGAUAGAAGAUAUGGGACUAGAAAUCAAAAUGCUGAAUUGUGUUGCUACAUUCGUUGUCCUUAGUCUUGCAGUAACCAACCAGUUGUUGUUUUUUUUAAUCAAGGAUUACCACAGAGUCCCAACCGCUUAAUAUCAUAUCACUGUGCCAAUGAAGUAGCAUCACUUGAAACAGUGAAAUAAACAAUUUUCUCAUGGAUAUGAUUUUUGUUAGAGGAGAAAGACAACAACAAAAUUAUUUAAAAAUAAAAAAAUGGGCAGCCUGUAAUUCCCCAUCCUUUCCAAAUAGAAAUGACAAAAAUAGUAAGUGUUAAUGUGUUUUUAAUACAGAGAUGUAUGAUUCCAUAUGCCUGCCUAGACAGAGGAAUCUCCUCAGUAUGUCCUGCUGUACGCCGUGGCAUCUUUUCACCAGCUAAGAGCUUUGGCUGAACCAGUCUGUUAUCUAGAGAUAAAUCUUUGCUGCUGUAAAUAAAGCAAAGUGAGAAGCCAGUAAACUUGAUUUGUUGGAUAACAAACAAAACAAUCUCUUUAUAUUUACAUUCAUAUUUACUUAAUUUUGUUUGCAUAAUGUUAUUUUAUGUCAUAGCAUAUUG
Messenger RNA from Perca flavescens (yellow perch), 1691 nucleotides. Its product is annotated as transmembrane protein 119a. NCBI's taxonomy places the organism in Eukaryota, Metazoa, Chordata, Actinopteri, Perciformes, Percidae. The record is from RefSeq and is a predicted model, not a curated record. Gene Ontology annotation, cellular component: plasma membrane. Bases 119 to 868 code for a protein of 249 amino acids. Gene Ontology annotation, biological process: positive regulation of bone mineralization; positive regulation of osteoblast proliferation; positive regulation of osteoblast differentiation. The transcript has 2 exons.